UAGUCGCAGCCACCUACAGGCUGAAGCUCUCUGUGGCUGCAGUUACCUACUCAUUGUUUCAUUGUCACUCCACAGGCUGCCAGCAUGCGAUGGAAUUUCCACGUUUUACCUUCAAUCCAAAGGAAGGGAUCGAUAAUCCAGCUCUGGUCAUCACUGAUGACCCUGAGCCCAGUCAGAACCCUGUGCCCAUACUGUGCCAGUUAAAGCGCCUGGAGGGCCAGAGCUUCGGCUUCUACCUGCGGACGGACCAGAGCAGGCAGGGCUUUGAGAUCAGAGAUGUGGAGCCGUGGAGUCCUGCAGAUCACAGCGGCCUCAGAGAGGGAGAUCGAGUGCUGGAGGUCAACGACGAAUAUGUGGACAACAUGGACUUCUGCAGCAUGGUGUGGAAGAUCCAGUCAUGCGGCCUACACUUGUUUCUUCUGGUGUUGAGAAGGGAAGAGUAUGAAAAGGCGGUGUCUGUUGGUGUGGACCUGCAGACACUGGCCAAGGCCUCAAAAGGUGAACGCUGGUCGAGACCCAGACUGUGUCACAUCAGCAGACACCCUGAGCAUGGCCUUGGGAUGACCAUCGUCACAGUGGAAGGUCAGAAGGGCCAGUAUAUUGUGAGUACGGAGACUGAUGGUCCGGCAGAGAAAGCUGGUGUCUGCACUGGAGACAAACUGAUCUGGAUCAACGGAGUAAUGGCGUCAACGCUCACACACUCCACUCUCAACAGAACUGUUAAAAAGAGUGCAGACUCAGUGACGGUGCUGGUCAUUGACCAUGAGAGUGAGUCUUGCAAUGUCAGGAGGAAGAUGCCCAUCCUGCCCGUGGUGGCAGAAUGCUCCAGCCUGCCCCAUACUGCCAAAACCAUGUAUCUGGUAAAAGGACCUGAUGGAUUCGGCUUUCUGCUGAGACAAGAGAAGCUGGCAGGCACUCGACGAAUAGUUCACGUGCUGAGAGAGGUGGAUGUGGGAAGUCCAGCUGAAGGAGCAGGGAUGGAGGAUGGAGAUCUCCUGCUGGCUGUCAAUGGGGAACCUGUGGAGACUAUGGAGCAUGAGGAUAUUGUCAAAAUUAUUAGAAAGAGUGGUGAUAUAGUCACCCUGACCUCUAUUUCUAUUCAAGGAAGAGACUUUUACAGAGAGUUAGGAAUUUCUCCCCUGUUCUUCCAUGAGAAAUUUACACUCCAAGAUGACAGGCAGCUGACUGUCUCCCACUGCCCUAAGACCCAGAAUGAAACCUCUCUGAGACGUCUCACAUAUCCUACCAUGCAUCUCCAGGACAGAGAGGAGUUUGGUUCUGGUUUCCCCUCAGAUACUCCUCCAGAUCAGCCAGGAACUUUAACCACACAGCUGUCAGAGAAAACAGUUGAAGCUUUCUUGUGA
Molecule: messenger RNA, 1364 nt
Organism: Centropristis striata (black sea bass)
Lineage: Eukaryota; Metazoa; Chordata; Actinopteri; Perciformes; Serranidae
Product: Na(+)/H(+) exchange regulatory cofactor NHE-RF3-like
Exons: 10
Coding region: 90-1364 (424 amino acids)
Biological process (GO): protein localization to plasma membrane
Cellular component (GO): apical plasma membrane
Molecular function (GO): protein-membrane adaptor activity; signaling receptor binding
Source: RefSeq, a predicted model, not a curated record